Molecule: messenger RNA, 879 nt
Organism: Ambispora leptoticha
Lineage: Eukaryota; Fungi; Glomeromycota; Glomeromycetes; Archaeosporales; Ambisporaceae
Source: the annotation of a GenBank genome assembly
AUGCUAAAAAGUUUAGUUAAGGAAGAGGAUUUUGAUCCUUUUCUGCAAAAUAAUCAAAAUAAACGAGUGCUGGUGAAGUUUUCGACCGUUUGGUGUCCGCCUUGCCAGGUGUUGCAAAAAAGUAUUGAGGAAUUGUUGAACGAGUUGGAGACAACCGCUGGGCAACCAAAGGAUUUAAUAGUGUUGCAAGUUGACGCUGAAAAAUUUCCCCGGUUGGCUCAACGGCCCCUCUUCAAUGUAGAAGCCGAUGCUAAUCGGGUUUUGAUUAAGGGAGAACCUAAAAGUAGUGAUUUGGAAGUAAAAGUAAUUGAUGAAGAAGGAGUUAGUGAUUAUCAGGAUACGGAUGAAAAGAACAUUGAAUAUAUCAUAAAAAAGGCUGAUGAUUGUUGGAAAAUAGACAAAAAGGAACGAAAAAUAAUGGUAAAACCGGGUAAGAAAGUUGAUUUUGAUAAAGCCUUAAAGGAAAUGCAUAAGAGUUUAUUGAAAGAUAAAUUUGGGAGUACUAAAAUUGGGAAAAGGCUGAAUGCCGACGGGGACGAUAUGCAGUAUAUUAUUAUGGAUGAUGGAAGUGGUAAUUAUAAAGUUAAAAUUUAUCGAGGUGAUAGUAGUGACGAUAGGGAAUUUUCCUGGGAAAAGCAGUAUCAAACAGUUUCUACUUCUUCCCAAGAUAUUUCGAAUAGUAGUUGUAGUAAUUGUAAUCCUUUUUAUACUGGAACUUUGGCAAGUGAAAUAAAUGUGGGGGCAGUGGAAAAGUUUCGCCAACGGGUUCAAAAAGUUAAGGGCAAGAUUAUGCUAAUGUUUGAAGAGAUGUUUCGCAUCUUGGAAGUAAUGGGAAUCAUCAAACUGCAAAAACAAGCGGCCAAAGAUUAUGAGGAAUGA